Molecule: messenger RNA, 866 nt
Organism: Pseudopodoces humilis (Tibetan ground-tit)
Lineage: Eukaryota; Metazoa; Chordata; Aves; Passeriformes; Paridae
Source: RefSeq, a predicted model, not a curated record
AUGGCGGCGGCGGGCCGGUGGCGGACCGGGCUGGCCCUGCUGGCCGUGGCGCUGGGGCUCGGCGGGACGGGAGCCGAGCAGACCGAGGAGCACCUCAAACGCGAGCACUCGCUGUCCAAACCGUACCAGGGUGUGGGCUCGGUCAGCUCGGGGCUCUGGGACCUGCUCGGUAACGCCAUGGUCAUGACGCAGUUCAUCCGCCUCACUCCCGACGUGCAGAGCAAGCACGGAGCCGUGUGGAACCGAGUGCCCUGUUACCUGCGGGAUUGGGAGAUGCAGGUGCACUUCAAGAUCCACGGGCAAGGCAAGAAGAACCUGAACGGGGACGGUUUCGCCAUCUGGUACACCAAGGACAGGAUGCAGCCGGGACCCGUUUUCGGGAGCAAGGACAACUUCCUGGGGCUGGGAGUGUUCGUGGACACCUAUCCCAACGAGGAGAAGCAGCAGGAGCGCGUGUUCCCCUACAUCUCGGCCAUGGUCAACAACGGCUCGCUGACCUACGACCACGACCGCGACGGGCGGCCCACGGAGCUGGGCGGCUGCACGGCCAUGGUGCGCAACCUCAACCACGACACCUUCCUGGUCAUCCGCUACGUCAAGAGGAGGCUGACGGUCAGUUCCGUGAGGUAUCCCGGGAUUUGGGAGCCGGGGGGCGGGUAUCCCAGGAUUUGGUGACCGUUCCUUGGAUUUGGUGACCUUUCCCUAGAUUUGGUGAUCAUUUCCGGGAUUUGGUGACCAUUCCUUGGAUUUGGUGACCAUUCCCUGGGUUUGGUGACCAUUCCCUGGGUUUGAUGACCAUUCCCUGGAUUUGGGAGAUGUAGGUGACCGUUCCUUGGAUUUGGUGACCGUUCCUUGGAUUUGGAGAC